GGCGGCGGCCCACGUGACGGGAAGCGGCGGCGGCGGGGCCGGCAGCCCAGGAGCCGCGGCCGGAGCGGGCGGCGGGGCCCCCAGGCCGCGGGCGGCGCGGGACAGCUGCGCUGAGCUGAUCACCCAGUAGACAUGAUGAACAUCAAGGCCUUCACCUUGGUCUCUGCGGUGGAGCGGGAGCUGCUGACGGGUGACAGAGAACACAUCAGCAUUGAGUGUGUGGAGUGCUGUGGCAGGAAUCUCUACGUCGGCACCAAUGACUGCUUCAUCUACCACUUCCUGCUGGAGGAGAAGACUUUGCCUACAGGGACGGCCUCGUUCAUUGCCACCAAACAGCUACACAGACACCUGGGCUUCAAGAAGCCCGUGAACGAGUUGUGUGCGGCCUCAGCUCUCAAUAGGCUGCUGGUGCUCUGUGACAACUCGAUAACCCUGGUUAACAUGCUGAACCUGGAGCCAGUCCCCUCAGGGGCCCGCAUCAAAGGGGCCAUAACAUUUGCCGUGAACGAGAACCCUGUGAACGGGGACCCCUUCUGCGUGGAAGUGUGUAUCAUCUCCGUGAAGCGAAGGACCGUCCAAAUGUUUCUGGUGUACGAGGACCGAGUACAGAUUGUCAAGGAGGUGUCCACUCCAGAGCAGCCUCUUGCUGUGGCUGUGGAUGGCUACUUCUUGUGCCUGGCCCUGACCACACAGUACAUCAUCCUGAACUACAGCACAGGCCUUUCCCAGGACCUGUUUCCCUACUGCAGCGAGGAGAAGCCACCCAUUGUCAAGAGGAUAGGCAGACAGGAGUUCCUGCUGGCUGGCCCCGGAGGCCUGGGCAUGUUUGCCACCGUGGCCGGGAUUUCCCAGCGUGCCCCUGUGCACUGGUCGGAGAAUGUGAUUGGGGCGGCUGUUUGCUUUCCCUAUGUCAUAGCACUCGACGACGAAUUCAUCACCGUUCACAGCAUGCUGGAUCAGCAGCAGAAACAGACCCUGCCCUUUAAAGAAGGCCACAUCCUGCAGGACUUUGAAGGAAGAGUGAUUGUUGCCACAAGUAAAGGAGUUUACAUCUUGGUUCCAUUACCUCUGGAAAAACAAAUACAGGAUCUGUUAGCAAGCCGAAGAGUGGAGGAGGCUUUGGUUUUAGCAAAAGGAGCCCGGAGGAACAUUCCAAAAGACAAAUUUCAGGUGAUGUACAGGAGGGUUCUGCAGCAGGCAGGCUUUAUACAGUUUGCACAGCUCCAGUUCCUGGAAGCCAAAGAGCUCUUCAGAAGCAGCCAGCUGGAUGUCCGGGAGCUGAUCUCUCUCUACCCCUUCCUGUUGCCCACCUCCUCUUCCUUCACCCGGUCUCACCCUCCUCUUCAUGAGUAUGCAGACCUGAACCAACUGACCCAGGGUGACCAGGAGAAGAUGGCCAAGUGCAAGCGCUUCCUCAUGAGCUACCUGAAUGAAGUUCGCAGCACAGAGGUCGCAAAUGGCUACAAGGAAGACAUCGACACGGCCCUACUCAAGCUAUAUGCAGAGGCCGACCAUGACAGCCUGCUGGACCUCUUGGUCACUGAGAACUUCUGCCUGCUGACGGACAGUGCUGCCUGGCUGGAGAAGCACAAAAAGUACUUUGCACUAGGACUGCUCUAUCAUUACAAUAAACAGGACGCCUCUGCAGUUCAGUUGUGGGUGAAGAUCGUGAACGGGGACAUCCAGGAUUCCACACGCUCAGACCUGUAUGAAUACAUCGUUGAUUUUCUUACCUACUGCUUAGACCGAGAGCUGGUGUGGACCCAUGCUGACUGGCUGCUGCAGAAAAGUGAGGAGAUUGGAGUUCAAGUUUUCACCAAGAGACCUUUGGACGAGAAGCAGCAGACUGGUUUUAAUCCAGAUGACAUUAUCAGUUGCCUUAAGAAAUACCCUAAAGCCCUGGUUAAAUAUCUGGAGCAUCUUGUUAUCGACAGGAGACUGCAGAAAGAAGAGUACCACACCCACCUGGCCAUCCUCUACCUGGAGGAAGUGCUGCGGCAGAGGGUGGCCACUGGCGGCAAGGACGUAGAUGCCACUGAGGCGCAGACCAAACUCCGGAGGCUGCUCCAGAAGUCUGACUCCUACCGCGUCCAUUUGUUGAAAGAGAAGAUCCAGGGUGCUGGCCUGCCCAUGGAAAGCGCCAUCCUCCACGGGAAGCUGGGCGAGCACGAGAAGGCCCUGCAUAUCCUGGUGCACGAGAUGGGGGACUUCUCUGCAGCUGAGGACUACUGCCUCUGGGGCUCCGAGGGUCAGGACGCAGCCUGCCGUCAGCGCCUUUUCCACACACUGCUCGCCAUGUACCUCCAUGCGGGCCCCUCUGCCCAUGCGCUGACUGUGGCUGCUGUGGACUUGCUGAACCAUCACGCCAGGGAGUUUGAUGCCACCCAGGUCCUGCAGCUGCUGCCUGACACCUGGUCGGUGCAACUUCUCUGCCCAUUCCUCACAGGAGCUAUGAGGGACAGCAUCCACGCCAGGAGGACCACACAGGUGGCUCUUGGCCUGGCCAGAUCAGAAAACCUGAUUUACAUGUAUGAUAAGGUGAAGCUGAAGGGAAGCGCAGUCUGGCUCUCAGACAAGAAGCUCUGCGAACUCUGCCAGAACCCUUUUGGCGAGCCUGUGUUUGUCAGAUACCCAAAUGGAGGGCUCGUGCACACCCACUGUGCUGCCAGCAGACACACGACCCCCAGCUCACCCAGCCCUGGCACUCGGACUUGAAAAAGCAUGGCUCCAGGCUGCAAAGGGGAUUCUGGGUUCUUUUCCAAACCUGCUUUGUGCCAGCCAGAACAAAGGGAAGGCAUCUGGGUGCCAGGGAACUGCCAGCCCUGGGAAAUGAGGGCACCGCAGCACUGAUUGUUCCUCGUGUGAAUGUAAAAGGAAAAGGCCUGACACCUCGAGACUAGCGACAGGCCAGAGGCUCCCCGUCCAGGAGGUGACAGUCCUUCAAAGCACAAGCCAACCUUGAAAAGCAGGCGGUGGAGCCAGGGCAAUCCCGACACAGGUGGGGCCAGGGAAGGAGCUCAGCUCCACCUGGCUCAGGCCAGCAUCCAGGGUGCAGAGGCCCUGAGGUGGGCGCCUUGCCUUCUGGGGAGGUGCGCUCUUGACAUGGGCUCCGCAUCUGCUGCUAACGCGGACACAGUGUCUGUUCUUCCCGUCCUGCUGUCAGCCUCGGGAAGCCAUUGCCCUGUCAUGGAAGCACUCACUCGGUGUAAAGGCCUAGCUCUGACUGUCUAUCACAUGGAGAUCGAUUCAGGAACCUAAGCUUGAAGCAGGCAGGAUAGUAAAGUGACUCAGUGGGCAAAGGCACUGGCCACCAAGCCUGACAACCUGAAUUCAGUUCUCAGAUCUUACAUAUGGAAGGAGAGAAUCAACUCCCACAGGGUGUCCUGCCUACACACACACACACGAUAGAAGAGAAAAAAAGAAAAAGAGGUCGGAGUGGGAAGCUGCUUUGCCCAUCCUGAAGAUUGCAACUAAGGGGGCCCAGGUUGUGUGAUGGCCCAGAUACAGGUUCGUUUCCAUCCACUUGAUUGGAAACACCUUGAUGGAGAUCCGCAACUAAAUAUUUUUAUUUGAAUUCAUAUCAUCUUUGUCGUUUUCUCUCACUUGGAAUUUCUGCAGCUGUUUUCGUUACAGAGAUCUCUUUCCUCGUUAAAAUGUACCUCCUACUGAAUACUUGGGAAACUCAAAGGGAAAUGUGCUGAGUGGCCGGUGAGCCUUCGGGAGGGGCUGGCAUUGGCCUCCGCCCUGUAGCGGGGGGGGGGGGGGGGGGGGGGGGGGAGGCUCGCCUUGUUUUCCCCACAGGCGUUUCUGCAGGACCCCAGGAGGCAGUCUGGCCAGGCCACAUAAUCUGCCAGCACUUUCUAUGCCUGCCUGAGCUUUCCGGAACCCGCAGAGGAAGGGUCUCCUCCGUGACCAGCUGGACUUGGGGUUUCUGCUCUUGCCAUUUCACUGCCCUCUUCCAAGUCACCCGGUCACCCCAGGAGGCUGGCUUUAUGAGGACCUCAGGGUAGACAGCACAGCCUCCACUAUGAUACCUGAAAAAGAGCAUCUCCUGGGCUGACGGGAUGGCCCAGAACACACCGUCCCUCCACCUGCCUGAGCUCCCCUCACUGUCCACUCUUUACAGAAUGCUCCUGUACUUACAAUGAUCACUGUAUUUCUUUUCCUUUUGGGGUUCUGAGCAAGCCGGGAAGUAAAAGCGUCUGUCACUGUACCCCUUUCCCUGCGGGUGUCCAGUGUCUCUGAGAAUAAAUGAAGUCUCCUUGCAGCUCCAGUGUCCCAAGGAUGACUGAGGACACUUCUCACUGCUUGUCAUUAUACGCAACGAAUUGGCAUUACAGUUCUCAAAGCACGAGUUACCCCAUGAGCAGUGUCUAACCUGAAAGCACUGUUCUCCCUUCCCAAACCGGGUCAGAUCUCGGAAGGGGCUGUGUCUGCUCACUCCUAACCUGGAAACACUAGCCUCUCCUCUGAGUGUUGAUUGACAAAGUCGAGCAGUCCAACCCCCUCCCAACCCUUUACCGUAAACAGUUCUACAAGGCGGAGAAUCACCUCAUCUGUUACAAGUCCCGUUCCCUCACCGUCCUCACUCUCCCGAGGGCCACUUCUCAACCCCCUUUUUAAAGAUGAACCCAUGGUCCUAUCACAGCCCGUGACUGUCCACUGAGUGGUGCAGUGACCGCUGGAUUCAGGCUUGUCCCUCCCUUUAGGCUCCGCAGCCGUCCUGUUUGGAGCAGCAUGGGCUGAGAUGGGUUCACCUUUGUAUCUGCGGGUGGGACUGUUUCGUUGGGGGAACCGUUUAUCUGCUGUUGCCUGCCAGGUGCCACCUACGCUAUGGGCACCGGGUGUGAGAACAGAGCAGAGAGGGGCUUCCUGAGCCGUGCUGGAUGCUCCCGGAGCACAGAGAAGCAGGCACUGGGUCCCGCUGUCACACGGCACCUGUUACACAACUGGGCAGUCCUUGCUUUCUGCUUGCUCUCCCGUAGGAACCUCUGUCCUCACAGCUUCCUUUGCCUCCUAAUGGGUCCCAACUCCACACGAUGUACAAAUGUAAACUUGUUGAUUUUAUUAAAAUUCUUCUAAUUCUU
Alexandromys fortis (reed vole) is the source of this 5087-nucleotide messenger RNA. It is a transcript of the gene Tgfbrap1, whose product is annotated as transforming growth factor beta receptor associated protein 1. Lineage: Eukaryota; Metazoa; Chordata; Mammalia; Rodentia; Cricetidae. Gene Ontology annotation, biological process: intracellular protein transport; vesicle-mediated transport; autophagy. Bases 133 to 2715 code for a protein of 860 amino acids. Gene Ontology annotation, cellular component: cytoplasm; membrane. The transcript has 12 exons. The record is from RefSeq and is a predicted model, not a curated record.